AUGUCGUACCCUGCACACGCAUCACCGGUGUUCCCGCCGCUCAAUUCGUCGCGGCCGCAGAAUACACAGCGAUCCAUGUCCCACCUGUCGACUAUGUCCGAGUACGAACUCGAGCACCACGACACUGCACCUUCCGAGUCCUCCUCUGCUGUCAAGCCUCUCCUCGAGCCUAUGCCCUCUGCACCGCCAUUGGUCUCGCCCUCAGGAACACCCAACCCCGCCGAGCCCUCGACCGACCCCGCUACCCACGAUGCCGACGCCCACGAGGCCGAACCCGCCGCUCCUCCCGCCCUGCUGGAAGAGCUACCCGAGGUCAACUGCGAAGUACGCGCGCGCAUCCCCACCACCUCGGGCCAAGAAAUGUUCCUGCACCUCUACCACAACAGCGCGGACAACAAGGAGCACCUCGCCAUCGUCUUUGGCCCCCACAUCCGCAGCCGCAGUCUCGAUGCCCCGCGAGAGGGCGAGACCGAAAAGGACCGUAUGAUCAGAGGCGCCUAUGUGGGCAAACUAUACCCUGGCCGCACUUCCAGUCGCUUGGAUCAGAUCAAGCAAGAUGCAGGUGUGCCCGCUGCACAAGUAUCGCGAAGUCCCACGCCUGAAGCCGUGACGACCGAGGAGAGACAAGACAAAGCUGUCAAAGUGGCAGAAGCCCAAAACAUGCCUGCGCCCUUGGCCCCCAUGGUGCGCAUACACAGUGAAUGCUACACUGGCGAGACGGUGUGGAGUGCACGUUGCGAUUGCGGCGAGCAGCUCGACGAAGCGGCCCGUCUGAUGUCUCUGCCCUUCGAUCCUACCGAUGCUUCCAUUCCCUCUCUGGGCGGUGUAAUCAUCUACCUCCGUCAAGAAGGCCGUGGUAUAGGGCUGCUUUCCAAGCUGAAAGCAUACAACCUGCAAGAUCUGGGCCACGAUACCAUGCAGGCGAAUCUCCUUCUCCGACAUCCCGCGGACGCCAGAAGUUAUGGAUUGGCAACAGCCAUGCUGAUGGAUUUGGGUCUGGGCGGUGACAGAGGCAUCAGAUUGUUAACAAAUAACCCUGAAAAAGUGCGCGCGGUCGAGGGACCCGGCAGGGAAGUCGUGGUCAAAGAGCGAGUUCCCAUGAUUCCGCUGGCUUGGAGCUCUGGCGGCAAAGAAGGUGUCCAAGGACCCGAACUGGAAAAAUACAUUGGCACCAAGAUUGAGAAAUUCAAGCACAUGUUCAGUCCUUCUUGA
Molecule: messenger RNA, 1212 nt
Organism: Aureobasidium namibiae CBS 147.97
Lineage: Eukaryota; Fungi; Ascomycota; Dothideomycetes; Dothideales; Saccotheciaceae
Exons: 2
Coding region: 1-1212 (403 amino acids)
Biological process (GO): riboflavin biosynthetic process
Molecular function (GO): GTP cyclohydrolase II activity
Source: RefSeq, a predicted model, not a curated record